Molecule: messenger RNA, 7003 nt
Organism: Piliocolobus tephrosceles (Ugandan red Colobus)
Lineage: Eukaryota; Metazoa; Chordata; Mammalia; Primates; Cercopithecidae
Gene: TMF1
Product: TATA element modulatory factor 1
Exons: 17
Coding region: 319-3597 (1092 amino acids)
Cellular component (GO): endoplasmic reticulum; Golgi apparatus
Source: RefSeq, a predicted model, not a curated record
AACCCUGCGCUCCCGGAUGUGACGUCAGCGUUCUUGGUUUCUGUUCUUCCGCCUGUCGACCGGACUCUAGGCUCCCAGGUUUGUUUGCUGUGUACGUGGAAGAAGCAGGCGCAUGCGCACACGGGCCCCUUCCGCUCAGCUGUGCGGAACAGCGGAGGUUAACAUCCCGGGCUCGCGGGAGGCUCUCGGGGUCAUGGCCACACGCUGACAGAACAAGCCGAGUGGGAAAGGGAGCCAAGCCGUUCCUCUGCACCCUUCCGCAGGCCUGAGACCUUCCCGCUUGGUGCUGCCGCCGCCACUGCCGGCUGAGGAGGGGCGAUGAGUUGGUUCAACGCCUCCCAGCUCUCCAGCUUCGCUAAGCAGGCCCUGUCCCAGGCCCAGAAGUCCAUCGACAGGGUUCUGGACAUCCAGGAAGAGGAGCCGAGCAUCUGGGCCGAGACCAUUCCGUAUGGAGAGCCGGGAAUAAGUUCGCCUGUCAGUGGAGGAUGGGAUACUUCAACCUGGGGGUUGAAAUCAAACACUGAACCUCAGAGUCCACCAAUAGCCUCUCCUAAAGCAAUCACAAAGCCAGUUCGGAGGACUGUGGUCGAUGAAUCUGAAAAUUUCUUCAGUGCCUUUCUCUCACCAACUGAUGUCCAGACCAUUCAGAAGAGUCCAGUGGUAUCAAAACCUCCAGCAAAAUCACAACGACCAGAAGAAGAAGUGAAAAGCAGCUUACAUGAAUCCUUGCACAUUGGACAGUCAAGAACGCCUGAAACAACUGAGUCACAAGUAAAAGACUCUUUGUGUGUUUCAGGGGAAACUCUGGCAGCAGGUACUUCAUCACCUAAAACUGAAGGCAAGCAUGAAGAAACUGUUAAUAAAGAAUCGGACAUGAAGGUGCCAACUGUAAGUUUGAAAGUAUCUGAAAGUGUAAUUGAUGCGAAAACAACUACGGAAAGUAUAUCUAAUAUAUCUACACAGUCUCUCACAGCAGAAACAAAGGAGAUGGCUUUGGAACCUAAGGAACAAAAACAUGAAGACAGGCAGAGCAAUACACCUUCUCCUCCUGUUAGUACCUUUUCAUCAGGUACUUCUACCACCAGUGAUAUUGAAGUUUUAGAUCAUGAAAGUGUAAUAAGUGAGAGCUCAGCGAGCUCGAGACAAGAGACUACAGAUUCAAAAUCAAGUCUUCACUUGAUGCAGACAUCUUUUCAGCUUCUCUCUGCAUCUGCUUGUCCUGAAUAUAAUCGUUUAGAUGAUUUCCAAAAACUCACUGAGAGUUGCUGUUCAUCUGACGCUUUUGAAAGAAUAGACUCAUUUAGUGUACAGUCAUUAGAUAGCCGGAGUGUAAGUGAAAUCAAUUCAGAUGAUGAAUUGUCAGGCAAGGGAUAUGCUUUAGUGCCUAUUACAGUUAAUUCUUCAACUUCAAAGUCUAAAACAGUUGAAUCUGCUGAAGGAAAAUCUGAAGAAGUAAAUGAAACAUUAGUUAUACCCACUGAGGAAGCAGAAAUGGAAGAAAGUGGACGAAGUGCAACUCCUGUUAACUGUGAACAGCCUGAUAUCUUGGCUUCUUCUACACCAAUAAAUGAAGGACACACUGUGUUAGACAGGGUGGCUGAGCAGUGUGAACCUGCUGAAAGUCAGCCAGAAGCACUUUCUGAGAAGGAAGAUGUUUGCAAGACAGUUGAAUUUCUGAAUGAAAAGCUGGAAAAAAGGGAGGCUCAGUUAUUAUCUCUUAGUAAGGAAAAAGCACUUCUAGAAGAAGCUUAUGAUAACCUGAAAGAUGAAAUGUUCAGAGUGAAAGAAGAAAGCAGUAGCAUUUCUUCCUUGAAAGAUGAGUUUACUCAAAGAAUUGCAGAAGCAGAAAAGAAAGUUCAACUAGCCUGCAAAGAGAGAGAUGCUGCUAAAAAGGAAAUCAAAAACAUAAAAGAAGAGCUUGCCACUAGAUUAAAUAGUAGUGAAACUGCAGACCUUUUGAAAGAGAAAAAUGAGCAGAUCCAAGGGUUAAUGGAAGAAGGAGAAAAACUUUCAAAACAGCAAUUGCAUAAUUCUAACAUCAUCAAGAAAUUAAGAGCUAAAGACAAGGAGAAUGAAAAUAUGGUUGCAAAACUGAACAAAAAAGUUAAAGAGCUAGAAGAGGAGUUGCAGCAUUUGAAACAGGUCCUUGAUGGCAAAGAAGAGGUGGAGAAACAACAUAGAGAAAAUAUUAAAAAACUGAAUUCCGUGGUAGAACGCCAGGAGAAAGAUCUUGGCCGUCUUCAGGUAGACACGGAUGAACUUGAAGAAAAGAACCGAAGUAUUCAGGCUGCCCUGGAUAGUGCAUACAAAGAACUUACUGAUCUUCACAAAGCCAAUGCUGCAAAGGAUAGUGAGGCACAGGAAGCUGCUCUGAGCCGUGAAAUGAAAGCUAAAGAAGAACUUUCUGCAGCAUUAGAGAAGGCCCAAGAAGAAGCCCGUCAGCAGCAAGAAACAUUAGCCAUUCAAGUGGGGGACCUUAGGCUUGCAUUGCAGCGUACAGAACAAGCAGCUGCCAGAAGGGAGGAUUAUUUACGCCAUGAGAUCGGUGAACUUCAGCAGAGACUCCAGGAGGCAGAGAAUCGAAACCAGGAACUGAGUCAAAGUGUUUCAUCAACCACAAGACCAUUGCUUCGACAAAUAGAAAAUUUGCAAGCAACCCUGGGAUCCCAGACAUCGUCGUGGGAGAAAUUAGAGAAGAAUCUUUCUGAUAGGCUUGGUGAAUCCCAGACCUUGCUGGCAGCAGCAGUUGAAAGAGAACGUGCAGCUACAGAAGAACUCCUUGCUAACAAAAUUCAGAUGUCUUCCAUGGAGUCACAGAAUUCUCUCUUAAGACAGGAAAAUAGUAGAUUUCAAGCCCAGCUAGAAUCAGAGAAAAAUAGGCUAUGUAAGCUGGAGGAUGAGAACAACAGGUACCAGGUUGAAUUAGAAAACCUAAAAGAUGAAUAUGUAAGAACACUUGAAGAGACAAGGAAAGAAAAGACACUGUUGAAUAGUCAGUUAGAAAUGGAAAGAAUGAAAGUUGAACAAGAAAGGAAGAAAGCCAUUUUUACUCAAGAAGCAAUAAAAGAAAAGGAACGCAAGCCAUUUUCUGUUUCUAGCACUCCCACCAUGUCACGCUCAAGUUCAAUAAGUGGUGUUGAUAUGGCAGGACUACAGACAUCUUUUCUGUCUCAGGAUGAAUCUCAUGAUCACUCAUUUGGACCAAUGUCUGUAUCAGCAAAUGGAAGCAAUCUUUAUGAUGCUGUAAGGAUGGGAGCAGGAUCAAGCGUUAUUGAAAACCUACAGUCUCAGCUAAAGCUAAGGGAAGGGGAAAUUACUCAUUUACAGCUAGAAAUUGGCAAUCUAGAAAAAACUCGAUCAAUAAUGGCUGAAGAACUAGUUAAAUUAACAAAUCAAAAUGAUGAACUUGAAGAGAAGGUGAAGGAGAUACCCAAACUUAGAACUCAGCUAAGAGAUUUGGAUCAAAGAUACAACACUAUUCUGCAGAUGUAUGGAGAAAAAGCAGAAGAGGCGGAAGAACUUCGAUUAGAUCUUGAAGAUGUAAAAAAUAUGUAUAAAACUCAAAUAGAUGAACUUUUAAGACAAAGGCUCAGUUAACUUGUGAAAACUGAAUUCCUGUCAAACUGAAUGUAAACAUUUAAUAUCUAAACAUUUAAUGUGGACUUCCAAUAAAUUCUUUUAUAGAAUUAGAAAAUGGGAUUUACUGUAGAGCAUAAAAAUUUUUUUUAAAUUGUUUUACACUAUAUAGUAAUAUUUACAGUUAAAUUAUUUUGUGCAAUAUUUGAACUUUAUUUUUGAAACUGUUCUUUAAAGAUUUAUUUUUGAAAGCAUUCAUUUUUUUUUCCCUUGAAUAGCACAGAGAUUUAUUACUUUAUCCUCAUAUCAAUAUGGCUAGGGAAGAAGAGUGGUGUUCAUAUAUGUAUUAUAGAUAUACAACUAGUUGUAUCUAUAAUUUGUAAGUGUUUAUAUAUAUAUAUAUUAAGAACAUUUAAAGAGUAAUGUUAACAUACUGAAACUUUGAAAUCUUUCACAUUUAAAUUUUCAGCAUAUCUUAAUUACUACUCAUGAAAAUGUACAUUGUGUUAAAGUAAAAAAUUAUUAAAUCUGUGGUCAUUAAAUUUUAAACUAAUUUUUUUUUUCUUUAAAAGUAAGAGUAACACUGACACUGUCUGAAAUUUAAAGAGUAAAUGAUUUAAACUUAAAAAAAAAUUUUUGGUCUGAAAUUUUAUUUCACCUAGCUUUCACAAUUAAGUCUGUAUAAAAUGUGGUACCUUUUGGUGCCUAUCCAGAGAAACCUGUACAUAUUCAAUGUUAUCUAGAUGUGAUUGGAUAAUGGAGAAAAUUUAUAAUGAUUUUGCAGUGGCAUCAAUAACAUUUAAAUGAUUUUGAAGAAGUAUUAUUUUCCUACCCUAUAAAAUGAAUCAAAAAUAAUAAAGUUCUUAACAUAAUUUACUCUUUAAAAAUUACCUGUUCGUAUUUUGUAAACCCAUAUUUUUAGCACAUUAAAAAUGAAUGUUUGAUAUUACAGAAUAUUCAUAACAAAUGGAAAAAUUAUAGGAAUUAACUUGAAUUUGACAUUUUAUAAUUCUGUGUGAAUUAUCGUUUUAUUUUUUCUUGAAAUUUCAAACACAAGGAAGGCAUGGAAUAGCUUUUAAAAAUAGCUAUGCUCUCUUCCAAGUGUUAUUUUAUUCAAAAAGGUAACCAGGCUGUGUUUUAAACCUGUGAAAUAUUUUGAUGCAUUUUAUUACUGAAAGUUAUUUAACUGCCUUUACUUGCACAUAAAAACUCUCAUUUACGGCUGGGUGCCGUGGCUCAUGCCUGUAAUCCCAGCACUUUGGGAGGCCAAGGCGGGUGGAUCACCUGAUGUCAGGAGUUCAAGACCCGCAUGGCCAACAGUUUGGUGAAACCCCAUCUCUACUAAAAAUACAAAAAUUAUCCUGGCGUGGUGAUGUGCGCCUGUGAUCCUAGCUACUCGGGAGGCUGAGGCAGGAGAAUUGCUUGAACCUGGGAGGUGGAGGUUGCAAUGAGCCAAAAUUGCGCCACUGCACUCCAGCCUGGGCGACAGAGCAAGACUCCAUCUCAAAAAAAAAAAAAAAAAAAAGAAAACUCUCAUUUUUUAGUUAAAAUUAAAACACUGGUACUUCAGAGUAUGAAUACAAGUAAGACAUCUUGAAGAAUUUGGAGUUUUUCAGGGCAAUUCAAAUGACCUCACUUUUGUUCAUUUUGUAUUCCAGACAGUGUUUCUGUCAUUGGAUCUCUGAUUUGUAGCAUUAAUAAAUAUUCUUUCAGUGUGAGCCAGAUUCAUAAAAUUAAUUUUCUUCAUUUUAGUGGUAAAAAGCAGUCUAAUAGCUUUUUGUCAGCUUGAUUUUUUUUUUUUUUUGUAAUAUUCAAGGGCAGAAUGACAGGACAGAUAAGCAAUAAGAAAUGUAUAGAAUUAGAAAAUACAGCAGUUCCCUCUUACCCAUGGGACAUACAUUCCAAGACCCCCAGUGAAUGUCUGAAACCAUGGAUAGUAUAGAACCCUCUAUACACUGUUUUUUGCUAAACAUAUACACCUAUGAUAAAGUUCUAUUUAUAAAUUAGGGACAGCAAGAGAUAAACAAUAACAAAAUAGAACAGUUAUAAAAAUUCACUGUAAUAAAAGUUAUGUAAAUGUGAUUUCUCUGUCUCUUUCUCUUAAAAUAUCUUAUUGUACUGUACUGACCUGUAAUCAGACCGUGGUUGACCAUGAGUAACUGAAACCACAGAAAGCAAAGUCGUGGAUAAGCGGAGACUACGCUAUACGAAACUUAAGUUACAAAAUUCUGUGAAGCAUUUGAAACUAGACGUUUUGGAAUUAUGAAGUAGUCCCUUUAAAAUAUCCACUAGUAGGAAAAACUUCAUUUGCAGAGAAAAGAGUGCAAUAAAACUCUUUCCUAAACCUUUCAAUUUUAUAAUAUUAAACAUUCUUUUUUUAAUCCUUAUUAACAUUAAUAAGAUCAAUUCACUGAAAAUUUUCAAGUGUUUUCCAUUUUAUUUUAAAAUGACAAACAGCUGUUUAAGUUUCUGGCUACAUAUUACCAUAUAUUACUCUUUAUCUACAAAUAAAUAGCUGAUACUCAUGCUGAUCAUAUUUUGAUUGUAUACACUCGGAUCUCGCAAUACUUCUGUAAGUUAAAGUGAACUUAAAUAGUUUCUUGAAAAACUCCAGUAGGUGGCAGAAUACCUAUUGAAUAUUCAUUGCUAUACCUUGCUGUUUGUCAUUAAAACAUCUCUACCCAUAUUCUUGCAAAAUAAUAUUUAUAUUUUAAUGGAUAGGAAAAUGAUUUGCAAUUAGAUGUUUCCAUUCUUGAAAGAAAAAAGCUGCAAAUAACAUUUUCAAUAAUAUAAAAAACGAGUAAACAAAGGGAAGGUUGUGUGGUGAUUUAUAGACAAUUAAGCACAGACUGUAGAUGUCCUUCCAAUUCUUGGGAGGCUAAAUUGAGUCUACCAUUUCUUAACAUUUCUUUUACCUCUUUUAUGGGAAUUGCCAGUUGUACAGUGUUUAGCAUGUGGAAUGUACCAAAUAUAUCUAUGUUGUGACUUAAGAUAUUCUAAAUGUGGAUAACUUCUGACCUAGGAAACGUGAAGUUUGCAGUGAAGUAAGUGAAAAGAAUGUUCAGGAAAUUUUUUUUUGCCAUCUCUUCAUUUGGCAUUUAUUGAGAGUUUUAUUUGAAUGCUUAUUAAAAGUAUAUGAUUUAUAGUAUUUAGAAAAUAGAAGAAAAAAGUGUAGAUCUUGUUUUAAUACUGUAUGUUUAGUACAUAUACAUUUAUGUUCUAGUGUAUCAUAAUUUUUCAUUUUCAUUAAAGUGAAUCAAAAUUUCCCUAUUCUAGGUCCAUUUUAAACCAUGAAAACUUUUAUCACAUAUUUUGUAAAGGGCUAAAAGUAUGAUUUAAACUACAGAUUGACAUAAUAUUUUAAUUCUAAAUGAAAGAUAAUGUAAAUAAGCAUGGAUCUGAUUGAAUAAAGAUUUUAAAAUAGUAA